CCUCGAGUCACAAACCCAACGCCAUAUCUCGACGGACUUGUUCGAAUGAAGUUGUUAAAGGGAUCGUAGGCCCGCGGUACGAUAAACGCAUUGUGUUGCGUAUAAAAGUCUGCAGCUGUCCAUUUCACACACGUCAAAUGCCCCAUCGUCGAAUUGUGGAUUUCCGGAUACGUAUCCAUUAUCAUCCACAAUAUAAUGACAGCAACUGCGACCAAGGACGAAGUGAGCUUGCCGCGGCGGCGCCCGAUAUCGUUAGCCCAGUGCUUCGGAAAACUCUUUGCAUUGAUCGUGAUCGUCCCCCUCAAGCGACUCCUGGGAUACAAGCCACCAGUGUUGGGAUGGACGAUUCAGCAAGAGAUCGCGGUCGCAUUCUUGAAGUAUUCGACGUUCACGGACCAUGCGUCGGCUCGGAGGAAUGAACGGACGUUGAUCUACCUGGCCAACCUGCAGCUCCGGACACCACUCGUCCCCAUGCAAGCUGCGGGGUUCAACGGUGUGUGGUACGGACGACCGACGACCGACUUUGAUGCCACCGUCCUCUACCUCCAUGGAACGUUAUCUCCCAUGCGACACACGCAGUGUACAUUUUCAUGACGACAUACGUAGGCGGAGGAUACGCACUGUGCACGGCGGAGACGUAUGCAUUGGCCGUCCAUGCGAUUCAAGUCCACGCGAGUACUGCCAGCGGCAAGCGAGUUGGAGUGCUUGCCCUGGAAUACUCGCUCGCCCCGGAUGCCAAGUUCCCCACGCAGCUUGAUGAAGCGUUGGCUGCGUAUUCAUAUUUAGCCCAAGGCAGCAACAAGCCCAUCCUGCUGUUGGGGGAUUCCGCGGGUGGUCACUUGCUGCUGCAAGUUCUGUUGGCGUUGAAGGCUCGAGGUUUGGUAUUCGUUUGGCCACCGUAUCUCACAUUGGUUUUAGAGUGGUCGCAUCUACGCAAACCAGUAGCGUCCGUGGCCGUGUCGCCGUGGUGCAUGCCGAACUUGUGUCCACCUCCGGCCACAUACAUCACCAACAGCUCGACGGACUUUGUGAGUUUGGCCAACAUCCAGCAUUACAUCGACGACUGGCAGCCAGAACACGUCGACAUCGACCCUUCGUUGGGCCCGUUGACCGGGGACUUUGAAAAGUGUGGGCCAUUGCUAGUACACUAUGGCGGCAAAGAAGUGUUUGCGAAUGAAAUCGACCAACUCGUUGGCCGGUUGAAGCGCCAAAACGUCGAUGUGACGGUGAUCAAGGAGCCGCUGGCGCCCCACAUCUCACCCAUGCUACCUUCUUUUUUUGGGAGCAUGGCUACCGACGGGAUCCGUGCGAUUGGAACAUACAUUGCCAUGCAUGUAGGCCGUGCUUAACAGCGUCAUACAGUUGCAGUAACGACCUCAAUAAUCGACCUGUACGUUGGUUUACGUUACUGUAAGUGCACCACCG
Aphanomyces astaci is the source of this 1425-nucleotide messenger RNA. RefSeq lists its product as hypothetical. Bases 591 to 1349 code for a protein of 252 amino acids. The record is from RefSeq and is a predicted model, not a curated record. The transcript is spliced from 3 exons. NCBI's taxonomy places the organism in Eukaryota, Oomycota, Saprolegniomycetes, Saprolegniales, Verrucalvaceae. Gene Ontology annotation, molecular function: hydrolase activity.